AUGGGUAGGCAGAAUGGGGAUUCAACUAUGGUCAACUCCUCCAUCGCCCUUCUGCAAGAAAGAUUUAGACAGCUUGAAAGAGUGAGAGAAAAGAGAGAAGAGAAAGAGCUGUUAAAACUGUUUGCUGAGCCUGAUCCGAUGGCUCCAGCAGCCCGUUCUGAACGCAACAAGUCUCCUCAGCUAGAGAUGAUGAUCCCACCUCACAGACCUCCUCUUCAGGAUUCACUCUCUCUAGGCCUUAAUUCUCCAGGAAAGCGACCCGAUUUUCGAGACAGCACAAUCCCAUCAUCCUCAAACUUAUGGCCAAUAAGUUCAACCAGCCAAAGCACCUCAAGAAAUUUUGAUAAUUCUGAUGUUGAUACUUCCCUUCAUCUGUAG
Mangifera indica (mango) is the source of this 378-nucleotide messenger RNA. RefSeq lists its product as uncharacterized. The transcript has a single exon. Lineage: Eukaryota; Viridiplantae; Streptophyta; Magnoliopsida; Sapindales; Anacardiaceae. Bases 1 to 378 code for a protein of 125 amino acids. The record is from RefSeq and is a predicted model, not a curated record.